GACGGUCUCAGACGCCACAACUAGAUUCUCAUUGGUUCCCGAUGUAUAGUACAUACUUUGCUCUCUUAAACCUAAUAUUUCUUGCUCGAUUUAGCAGCAACAUGAAUAUGAAGCACUUGGCGGUCCACGAUGCCUUAAGAGGGCGGGAUGCCCUAAUGGAGUAUGCCCCGACUAAUCUUGCUACUAUGAGAGCCGUCCAUGCUUUGAACAUCUGUUACCCUGUCCGGUAGCACUUUCAGGAUGAAGAUUAACGUCAAAUUAGGAAUGUAUGGAACAGACCCCACAAUGAUAUGGGCUCGGACAACCUUCCAAUAACAUUAGCCGAGUAAUAAUUUCUCCAGUUCAAUGCGAAUCAGUCAUCAAAUAAACCACAAAAAGUUAUGGGAGGUGUAACAUGCC
Molecule: messenger RNA, 399 nt
Organism: Aspergillus pseudonomiae
Lineage: Eukaryota; Fungi; Ascomycota; Eurotiomycetes; Eurotiales; Aspergillaceae
Exons: 1
Coding region: 42-230 (62 amino acids)
Source: RefSeq, a predicted model, not a curated record